This is a messenger RNA of Stomoxys calcitrans (stable fly), 685 nucleotides long. RefSeq names its product large ribosomal subunit protein uL14m (gene mRpL14). The transcript has a single exon. Gene Ontology annotation, biological process: translation. Gene Ontology annotation, cellular component: mitochondrion; ribosome. Bases 118 to 606 code for a protein of 162 amino acids. Lineage: Eukaryota; Metazoa; Arthropoda; Insecta; Diptera; Muscidae. The record is from RefSeq and is a predicted model, not a curated record. Gene Ontology annotation, molecular function: structural constituent of ribosome.
UGGCAACCCUGUUGGGUUGGUUCUUGUUAUUUAAUUGAAUUGGGAGUCAGCAAAGAAAUCGAGAAAUUAUUUUUUUUAACACAAAACUGCAUUAAAUCUUACGAAAAUAUUAUCAAAAUGUCAUUUCUAUGGAAAACCCUUAAAACUCCAACUCUAACGAAUGCUGUGAAUACAGUUUGUCAAACACAAACACAGGCCAAGUUGUUACAUACCACACCGGUGUGCUGCGAGAUACGUAAAUUGGCUCGUUUGCGAGUGGUGGACAACAGUGAUAUUGGCAAAAGGGCUAUGGCAGAGGGUAGACCACCACGUUGCAUUCAUGUCUACAAUAAACGUGGCAUUGGUUUGGUGGGCGACAAAGUGCUGGUAGCCAUUAAGGGCCAAAUGAAAAAAGGCAUCUUGGUGGGUCUGAAACAAAAGCAAAGACCGAAAAUUCCCAAAUUUGACAGCAACAACCUGGUGUUGAUCGAUGACAAUGGAACACCAUUGGGUACGCGUAUUCAUGUGCCUGUGCCCACUAUAUUGCGCACAAUUCUCAAGGAGCGAACCCAAGCUAAGGGAGCGGAUUAUACAAAGGUUUUGGCCAUUGCAAGUAGAUUUGUAUAAAGAAUUAAAAAGUCAUUAUUGUUUACCUUAUAUUGUGUUUAACGAAAGAAAAUAAAAGUUUUAUUGUUACCAGCGUAAA